AUGGCCUCUAUCAAGACUCUAUUCCAGCUUACUUCCCAACCAACAUGGUUCGAGAACAUCGCUAUAAAGUCCGGCGGAACUAUUGUGACAACUCGUCUUGAUGUCCCUGAAGUUUGGGCUGUUGAUCCAGAGACAUCCUCUGUAAUCCGAGUUUUGCGUAUCCCUUUCCCUGACGAGAUCACCAAUCAAGCACUCACUGGUAUCUGCUCCCUCAAACCCGAUGUCUUUGCCGUCGGUGCGGGCUCCUUCGACUUGCUCGGGGGCGCGAUAUCUAAGCCUGGGUCGUGGAGUAUCUGGUUUGUAGACCUCACGACAGAACAGCCCAAGGUGACAAAGGUUGCAGAUAUGCCUGCGAUUGGCAUGAUCAACGGCAUCGCGGCAUGGGAUGAGAAUAAUGUCCUAGUCACAGACUGUCUCAACGGCAAAGUAUACAAGCUUGAUGUUGAGACGGGAUCAUACAGUGUUGCGUUGGAAGACAAGACCAUGACGAUCCCAGUCGAUGCUCCCUUCCAAGUCGGCAUCAACGGGAUCAAGGUUCAUCGAACUUCAGAGCAAACUUACAUCUACUACACAACCACAUCCCGCUUUUCCGUAUAUCGCGUACCCGUCACGCAACAAUUGCAGGCCGCAGGUCCUGUGGAGACACUGGCGUCAGGGGUUGUUGGCGACGAUUUUGCUGUGACCCGCGACGGAACCGUUUGCUUGUGCACCAACAUAUCCAACACAGUUGUACAAAUCCCGGCGGCUGGCGGAGCGACAGGAAAGGUAGCCGGUGAUGAAAAGACCCUAGACCUUGCGGGCGCAACAGCGUGUGUGUUGAGUGAGGACGAGAAAGUGCUGUACGUUGCUACAUCGGGAGCCAAUGUGAUGCCCGUGGAUGGGCAGACAGAGCCAGCAAAGAUCGUACAGGUCAACCUGCACUAG
Molecule: messenger RNA, 924 nt
Organism: Fusarium venenatum
Lineage: Eukaryota; Fungi; Ascomycota; Sordariomycetes; Hypocreales; Nectriaceae
Source: RefSeq, a predicted model, not a curated record